CAAGAAUCAGCUGUUCUAGGGUUAUCUUACGGGAUCUUGCUUGAUUGUGCCCUAGAAAUCGGUUCAUCUUAGAUUGUCCAAAGUAAUUUUUGUGUGUUUAUUCGUAAUAUUUGUAAAUUUGACACAGUUUCGAUUUCUAUGGAUAUGAUGACAUCUCUGACUGCUGGGGCAAAACCUUUUUCUUCCUUUAAGGGGGCUAUUCAGGUAAACGAGAGAUUAUCCUGACUCGAUCUUGGAACAAUAAUAAGGGACCUGACCAAAUGCAAUCAGAGCCGCGAGGGCUCUUUUUGAUACAUGGAAUUGUUAGUUGUGGCCUCUGUCUGAAGUACAUGAACUGUUCCAUUCAACUGUUUCCCAAUUUAUGGCCUUUUGAUUCUAUCUUUACUUAUGUUCCAUGCAGCCAGGAAAUGACUGUUCCUCAGCUUCAAAACUAGUGCACUAUUUGAAUCCAACCUAGUCGAUUUGUCCACUAGAAGCAUGCUCAAGUACAUCAUCUCUGUUAUAGGUUGGAAAACUUUUGAGCCUUUUUCAUGAGAAAACUCUAAAUUCUUGGAGUUUGUUUGGGUCGUACUCUUGUACUAGUUUUAUAAUGGAUCAAUUGCCUAUAGAAAUCUGUGCUUUCCAAGCUCACGACAGAAGAUCUGGUUUGGACUCAAUUUUCAUGAUUUGGGCGAAUUUAAAAAAUAUUCAAGCUGAUUCAAUGUCUUUUUGACCUAUGCUUAACAAUAGUCUUUUUGUCUAAUUAUUGACGAAGAUGUUUCAAAAGAUCUACACUAGUUUUAAAGGACUAUUUGUCAAGACACCAUAAUGACACUGAUGUAUUUCCUAUAUCAGACUUGUUUUUGACAGUUUGCAGAAAAUAUGCCGAAGUAACGUCUUGAUUCAUUAUUCAACUAUCUCUGAUCAUUCACCCAAUGUUGAGAUUGACUGGAACAAUAGAGGGCAAUUGGGUACCAGCAUAAGACCAAGCAUUCUCAUCAUUGAUUUUAGGCAUUGGUGACAUGCUAAACUGAACUUAACUUUAAGAGGUGCAUAAUCUGUGGAUAUGUAUAGGACUUCUGAUUGGUAGAUUGACAUGAAUGCUUUCCUCAGUGCCAUAACACAGCCAAGGGCAAUUUUUUUGGUUCUUACCCUUUCACCUAUUCUUGCCCUGAGUUAUUUCACAAGAAGUACAUGAUUUUGUUUCUGAUCAAGGAAAAUGAUUGCAAAAGCUCAAUAAUCUAGUGUAGGCUUCUUCUCUGCCCUUUUAAGCAUUGGCUUUAUAGUGAAUUUUAUUUGAUUGUUCCUGUUUAUCGUUACUGGAAAUUUGUAUUAACUGUUAGUUUAAAGGCUUUUAGACGGAUGUGCUGACUUGCCCUUGCAUAUGGCAGACUAAGUUUUCAUAGUGAAAUAGCUGGACACCAAAAUAUUGUUGUAUAUCAGUGAGACUAGAAUGGAGGUCCAGUGAUUGGAAUGAUAUAGAAGGUCAAGAUAUGGAAUCAACAGUAUUAGUGAAUGAGGUGAUGCAAUUUUCUGCACAAGAUACUCUGAAGUAGUAGACUAGAUAUAAAAUCUAAAGGCCACUAGCUGUCAGAGACUUCUUGUUGGGCAAGUGAUUUCUUCACUAUAGAUGUCAUGACUGGCUAACAGUAUAGUAAAUGUUUAGCUUCAGGAGUUGUAAGAUAAUAGAAAUUAAUUAAGAAAAUAGUAAAUUAGUUUUUUCCUCAAGUCUUUUUGUGAUAUGAAUGGUCAAUGUGUGAAAGAUUAACAGCAUCUUAUAUCUUCAAAUGUUCUUAGCCUCCUUUAGAAGUAGAGUACGUUACCUUUAAACAGAAUCCGGCGGAUGAGUUAAAGCCCCCAGAACUCCCACAAUGAAGUUUUUCAGUUGGAAAAGAAUUGAAAAACAUAUGUACUAGGGUGUUACAUUAGAUCCCUAAGAAUCAUAUUUAGCUUAAUUAGCCUUCUUCUAGAAUGAAACAGUCAUUCUGCAUCAAUAGCCGUGGAAGGGUUACUUUGGAGAAGUUACAAGGAAUGAGAUAUUUCAUCCUUGCUAAAGUCUUCUUCUUGCUUGGGUCUUUGAUAGAAGUCCUGAUGCGUUGAAGAACAAAAGGAGUCUGCUAGACAAAUCUGAUUUGAUUCACAUUACAACCGGACACUUGCUUAUCUGGAUGCGGUAUAUGUUGUUCAUUAUAUACUAUGACAAUGUUUCUUAGAUAAUCUACGUUCUCAAGGUAGCAAGUUUGUUACAAUCUCAGAAUUUAUUUUAUGAUGAAGGGGGCUAGUAUGAAUUAUUUGUAUAAUUUAUUUUUUUGUUGUAUACUCGCAAGUCAGUAUUACGCUUAUCUAAUAGAUGAUCAUUGGCAAGUAUCUUAAUUCCGCAUGCUACACAUUCCAUAUAUCCCUUUCUAUCUUUUGUUUUGAUUAUGAUGGAUUAUUCUGUAUAAGGACUAGUUCGCUAGAUAUAGUUCUUGGUACCGUCGGCUAUUCAUGCUUUUGAGGCAAAGUAUUAUAUGUUUGUUCUUUGGUGCAUUUGUUAUAAAGCUAUUCAUGCUUUACUAAGUGAAGACAUAUGUUCUUUGGUGCGUUUGUUAUAAAGUUCAUGCUUUUUGAGGCAAAGUAUCAUAUUUAUUGGUGCUUGUUGUUAUAAAUAUACUUGUAGCAUUACAUAAUUCCCACUGUAAACAGCUUGGAUUGGUGCACUGCACUUGUUGACGAAGCAAGUGCUGUGCAUAUAUGACCAUGAAAAAUAGCUUGUGGUCAGCGUUCUUAAAGAGCCUGAAAGCAUCGAGUUCCUCAAUUGAAUAAUGCCACUCGGCCUGCCAUCAGUCACGUGUACAAGAAUCAAAAGCUACGUGGAUCCGAAGAACAGCCCACCGCCCACCUUUUUUGUCAAGCAGUCGUGCGGUUUACUCAUUUUAACAAGCACGGGAAAAUGUUUAGUUUAGAUGCAGAGAGCGUUUUAUUCUUGCUUCCGAUUCAUUAACCACUUAAUCUCUGUUUCUUUUUGCUGAUCUUUCAGGCUCAUCAUGUUGUUUCAGGUCAAAGAUCCAAUAGAUACUUUUUUUUAACACACCACGUUGUUGGCGGAUAAAGCUCAGGAUUCAUUGAAGGCUUUUUCAUUACGAAGAGUUCUUGAUAAGCCUGUACUUGUUGACGACGAAACCUCUGUACGAGGAAUGACCCACCGGAAGGAUCUAUAAAAAAAGCCAGAGAUUGCUCGGAUCAGGAGGAACGGGAGAGAAGGGUCGCAGCUUGAAUCCAGGAGGAAGGGCGAGGAGAUGGAUAAGAACCAGAAGAGUGGCCACAGGUGUCUGCCCAAGAGGAUCAUACUGGUGAGGCACGGGGAGAGCCAGGGGAACCUGGACAUGGCCGCGUACACCACCACCCCGGACUGCCGGAUCCCGCUCACGCCGCUGGGCGUCGUGCAGGCGCGCACCGCGGGGGAGCGCAUCCAGCAGGUGGUGUCGGAGGGCGGGCGGGCGGCGAGGUGGAAAGUCUACUUCUACGUGUCGCCUUACGAGCGCACGCGGGCGACGCUGCGGGAGAUAGGGCGGGCAUUCCCGAGGAAGAGGAUCAUCGGGGUGAGGGAGGAGUGCAGGAUCCGGGAGCAGGACUUCGGCAACUUCCAGGUGGAGGAGAGGAUGAAGGUCAUCAAGGAGACGCGGGAGCGCUUCGGCCGCUUCUUCUUCCGCUUCCCGGAGGGCGAGUCCGCGGCGGACGUCUUCGACCGGGUCGCAAGCUUCAUGGAGUCGCUGUGGAGGGACAUCGACAUGAGGAGGCUGGAGCAGGACGACAACUUGGACGUCAACCUCGUGAUCGUGUCGCACGGCCUGACCUCCAGGGUGUUCCUGAUGAAGUGGUUCAAGUGGACCGUGGACCAGUUCGAGCUGCUGAAUAACCCCGACAACUGCGAGUUCCGAGUGAUGCAGCUAGGCCCCGGCGGCGAGUACAGCCUCGCCAUCCACCACACGCCGGCGGAGCUGCAGCUGUGGGGGCUUUCGCCGGAGAUGAUCGCGGACCAGCAGUGGAGGGCCACGACCGUCCGCGGCAGCUGGUACGAGAACUGCCCCUGGCACAUCGACAACUUCUUCCACCACCUCAAGGACUCGUCCGACGACGAUGGGUCGUCGGACGAGUGCUACAAUGCAUGAACUAAUUUAUUUUCGGUUGUCUGGUCUCUCCUUGCGUCUCUUUUUCUUCCGUAGAAAAUGAUUCUUUGUGGUACAAGAAUUGCUUCAAUAAACAACACGUCGGUGUGGGCUAUUAUGAGUACAA
This is a messenger RNA of Musa acuminata AAA Group (dessert banana), 4254 nucleotides long. RefSeq names its product phosphoglycerate mutase-like protein AT74. Gene Ontology annotation, molecular function: phosphatase activity. The record is from RefSeq and is a predicted model, not a curated record. Lineage: Eukaryota; Viridiplantae; Streptophyta; Magnoliopsida; Zingiberales; Musaceae. The coding region runs from base 3258 to 4130 and encodes 290 amino acids. The transcript has 2 exons.